AUGAAUGAAUUUCGUAUCACUCUCAUCAAUGAUCCCACUGAUGAAUUUCCCAACAAGAAAAAUAACAGUUUUAAAGUCCGUUUACCCACCAUAUUGAAUUUACCGGGAGACACUUGGCAAGCGAGUUUAUGGAGUGUCUCCGUGGCUGACGAGGGACAUAGUCCCACCGUUAUUUCCUCUAAUCAGGAUAUAGGGUUAAUCAAAUAUCGUUAUACUUUCACCCAACGUUAUCAAGCAGCGGAUAAUUCAUGGUUGGUGGACUUUAAAGCCAAAGAAAAAGAGGUGAUCUUAAAGGACGUGAUGGACAAAUCGUGA
Messenger RNA from Porites evermanni, 315 nucleotides. The record is from the annotation of a GenBank genome assembly. Lineage: Eukaryota; Metazoa; Cnidaria; Anthozoa; Scleractinia; Poritidae.